AUGUCCUCGAAUUCUAAUUCAUCUGGAAAACUUCUUCUCCACAUUGAAUUAUCACCUACCGAUCAAGCAAAUACGCUCCACUCCAAAAUCAUUGAAAUCGGAGGGAAAAAAGCAAAACAAGUAACAUUUAGUGAUAUCCUCCUCCAAUUACAAGAUGAGCUCCAAAUGGUCUUCCCACAAAAUUCAUGUUUUGUGAUGACCACCACAUGCAUCACUCCUGAAAUGAUUGUUGGUUCUGAUUCUGCAAAUCAUUCCACAUCAACCAUGUCACAUUCCUCGACUGGAAGUAACAACAGUGGUGGUGGUGGCGGAGGAGGAGGAGGAGGAUCUAAUGGUGGUCAUAAUCGAAUGACCUCCUUUGGAUCAGGUCUCGUCAACAUGAUGUAUAGUAGUGUUUUAUCAAAAAAGAGAAAAAGCGUUCCUGGAAGUUUCUAUUAUCAACAAGGUGAUUUUGCCAUGAUUGACAGAAAGAACACCAACGAAUCUUCAAUGACAUCUGCACAAGAUCAAUCUUGUGAUUUGGGAGAUGUUGAAAUGAGAAGAGAAUUUAUCAAAAUGAAAUCUGCAGUUCUCUCAUUGAAAGAAUAUGCUCAUAAUUUUCACAUUCUCUCUAGUGAUGCACAAGCACCUGUUCAUGAUACCUUGUAUUUGGAAUUGUUUCCAAAUUGUGCACCUACAAAGACAAAAGUCUAUGGAAAUUAUUUGCAAACCAUUUGUAAGAAUGAGACAUUGUUUAAUUUUCACUUUUUAAUGAAACACUUGAAAUCAAAUGCUUUAAAUAGUAAUUGGAUUGUUUCUGAGCUAGAGUCUGGUAAAAAGGUUCAACUGACGACAUUGAUGAGUCCUCUCACCAUUCGUUCACCUCUUUCCAUGAAAACUAUUUCAUCCACAAGUAUCGAUUGGAAUAAUAUUGAAACACUUUAUAGCUCUCUCACUGAAGAAGAACAAUUUCAUGUCAAAGAACCAGCUCUCUUUCUGUUGAAAGAAGUUAAAAUUCCAUAUGUGUUGAGAGCUUGUUUUAACUUUCUUAGAACUUCACCAAGUGAAUCAGAUCCACCAAGAUUGUGUUUUGAAGGAAUUUUCAGAAUGGCUGGAUCCAAAGUGAAAAUUGAAAAGUUUGUCAAGAAAUUUAACACCAUGCUUGCAUUUCCUCAUUUAUUUCCAAAUGGUGUUCAAUUUGCUCCUGGAACCGAUGCUCACAUGGUUGCUGAUUUAGUGAAGAGAUUUUUACGUGAAAUGCAAGAUCCUUUAUUGACCUAUGAAAAGUACGACGAUUAUAUUCGUCUCUACGAACCCUAUGUUGAACUUGAUGAAAUUUCUCUCGAAUCUGAUCCAAAUGUUUAUACUCAUGUUUUUGAAGGAACCAAAAGAUUGAUUCAUACAUUGCCACAACCCAAUCAAAGUGUCCUUCGUGAAUUAUUGAGUAUUUUGAAAUUAGCCAGUGUUGGAGAGUUCUCAACUGUGACGAAAAUGACACCCAAAACGAUGGCCAUUGUGAUGGGUACGAAUUUAAUGUUCGUUCCACAAUCAUCGGUUGCAGUCGUAUUGGAUGAUUUUAAGAGAAUGUCCAUUCGAGCUCACUUGCAAAAACAACAACAAACAUUGCCAAUCAUUUGUCAAGUGUGUCGAUUUCUGAUUGAAAAUGUCGAUUCUCUAUUUUCUUCAAGUGGCACUUUGCUGAAUUCAAACUUGAACACAGCUGGUCAUCGAAAAUCCAUGAGUAUUAAUCUUGGAGGUCUCUCUACUGAAGAUGUUAGUUCCUUUUCUGCAUUAUCUGGAAGAAGAUCUGCUCAAUUUACCAAUUCCAUGAUUCAACAAUUGCAAAAUGUCAUUAAGGAAGAAGGUCAAUCAAAUACGGAUGUUCAAGCAGUUGCGAGUCAGGACGACAAUCUUGUUGCCAAUGUGACGAAACAAGAAGCUGCCGAUAAUGCCAUUAAAUUAAUGGAAGAACAAAUGAAAGAAAUUGAAGAGGAUUAUCAACAUCAAUUGCAACUCAUGAGUGGUGAAUUGGAAGAAUUAAGAAAGGAUCUCGCCUUUAAGGAUGAAACGAUCAUGUCUCUUAAAAAGGAAACAUUUACAAACCUUCAAAAGGAAGAUACGAUCAAGAAAUUGAAUGAAACACUAAUGAUCAUUCAAAAAGAAAAGAAUGAAUUAGAAAUUCUUUCAAAUACUCUCAAACAACAAUUAGAAGAGAAAGAAGAACAAAAUAAGGAAUUGACCGAAUUCUGUGAAAGACUAACACUUAAUUUAGAAAACAAAGAAAAAGAAUUGGAAGAAAAGACGAAAACAACAAGUAAUCAUACCUCUCCUCGUGGAGCAACCAUUGAUCUCAGACAACGUCAACAAGAAGAAGAAGAACGAAAAAUUUACAUGGAGAAUCGUCUCGCUCAAUUACUCGCUCAGGAACAAGUCAAAUGGAAGAAUGAAGUUCAAGAAUUGUUGGCUUCUGAAAAAGAGAAAUGGAUGAAAGCAGCAGAGCAAGAAAAGUCUGCUCUCAUUUCACUUCAUGAAACACAACGUGACGAGUUGGAGAAAUCACACACUCAACAAAUCGAAGAACUCAAAAAAGAAUAUGAACACAAAUUGUCAUCUCUAAAGAAAGAAAAUGAACACUCAGAAAAUACUCUUCGAUUGGAAUUCCAAAAACAAAUCAAACAAGAAAGGAAGAACAUUCAAGAAGAAUUACAAGAAACUCUUUCGAAACAACGAGCACAAAUAGAACAAGAUGAACUUGUGCCACUUCAACAACAAAUUGAUUCACUCAAUGAGGAGUUAAUGAUCAAAACAAAACAAUUCUAUCAUCAAGCAUUGUUGAACAUGAAAUUAAUAUUGACAGAUCGAAAUUUUGACAUUCCUAAUCUCGUUGAACAAGCCAUGAAUGAAAAAGUUCCUGAAAAGAAUAUGAAUGAGUGGAUUUCAAAGAAAUUGAACAUGACGAAAUAA
This is a messenger RNA of Naegleria fowleri, 2943 nucleotides long. RefSeq lists its product as uncharacterized. Gene Ontology annotation, molecular function: GTPase activator activity. Lineage: Eukaryota; Heterolobosea; Eutetramitea; Acrasida; Naegleriidae. Bases 1 to 2943 code for a protein of 980 amino acids. Gene Ontology annotation, biological process: small GTPase-mediated signal transduction. The record is from RefSeq and is a predicted model, not a curated record. Gene Ontology annotation, cellular component: cytoplasm. The transcript has a single exon.